AUGAGCGGCUCUGGGGGAUCCAAAGUGCCUACUCAGAAGACAGAUGACACGACUCUAUUUCGUCAUAUGCAUGUUACUGACCAAUCUGCUGAGCAGUUUUUCGCGCGGAAGGACCUUGCUAAACGCCCCGGCUACAAUGCCACUGGCAAAGAGAUCACGGUCGCCGUUAACUCUUACCCUAUCACUCAAUUCCCGACAAAAUCGGUGUACCAAUAUGAUGUACACAUUGGCAAUGGUACAGAAAAGCGGGCCAUAGUUCAGAAAGUGUGGAACUCACGAGCAAGAAAGGCCACAGUUGGAGCGAAAUUCAUUUUUGAUGGGAAUAAGCUGGCAUGGUCUCUCGUUCGGCUGCCCAGCGACGUCAAUGUAAUGGUUGACCUAGACGCCGAGCAGGGCCGAUCUGGGUCAAGAACUCCAAAUAUGUUUCGCUUAGUGGUCCGUCCGACAAAGAAAGUUAACCUGGCUGUUAUCGAGGAAUAUAUUCGUGGGAAUGGUAGUAUGUCAAAGGAAGUGUUGGAAGGGCUGAGUUGUCUCGACCAUAUUUUGCGUGAAACCCCAAGCGGCAAAUUCAUUGCGAUCAAACGCUCCUUCUUUAGCGAGCAAAACCCAAAGGCGUCCGUUGGAGGCGGGGUUUUUGCCUAUAAAGGCAUCUACCAGGCAAUUCGUGUCGUCAACCCCGGCCGACUGGCCCUGAACGUGGAUGUUUCAAACUCAUGCUUUUGGGCGCUCAUUUCUCUGUUGAGUGCAGCAAUUGAAGUCCUGGAGCUUCGAGAUGUCCAGCAGCUUAUUAGCUGGACCAGGCCGGUUGAUGAUGGACAUGGAGGCCGCGCGCCAUCCCCUAAAUUUCAUCAAUUGAGCCGCUUCCAUAAGCUCGCUGUUAAGGCUUCGUACAAGGGCUGCCCUUGCCCGGACAGGGAAUGGGUCAUCAAGGAAUUCCUUCAAGCAAAUGCGAAGGAAUAUACAAUUGACAUGACCGACAGGGCGACUGGUCAAGUUCGUACAAUGAGCAUUUUCGACUACUUCCGCUCACGAUACAACGUUGUUCUUAGCUACUGGGAACUCCCCCUUGUGCAAAUGACCAAGAAGGGAGUGGUUUACCCCAUGGAGGUUUUGGCAAUCCAUCGGCCCCAAAAAUUCCCAUUUAAGCUCAAUGAGCUCCAAACCGCAUCCAUGAUCAAAUUCGCAGUCACUCGUCCAAGCGAACGACGCAGAGCCGUUGAGGAAUCGAAAGCAAAUCUUGCGCACGCUACUGACCAGGUUCUCAUCGACUUUGGUUUGAAGGUUUCCGAGUCCAUGAUGACCACCAAAGCCCGUCUACUCCCUAAUCCGGAGAUACUCUUUGGCGGCAAUCAGCGCGUUAAUCCAGGUACUGCAGGCAGAUGGGAUCUUCGUGGGAAGAAGUUUUACGCUAGAAAUUCAAAGCCAUUAACUUCUUGGGGUGUGGGGGUCUUCCGCAAUCGUCAUGUAAACCAGGCGGACGUUGAAAGAUUCGUUGAUGCCUUUGUCCGCGCAUAUCAAGGCCACGGUGGUGCCAUUGCCAGCCCACGGCCAUUCAUUGGUGAGGUGGAGGCAGAUCCUGCGAAGGCGGCAUAUAGCUUGUUUCAUUCCACAGGGAACAAGUUUAACCAGCGCCCAGAGCUCCUCAUCUUUAUUGUCAUGGAUAAAAAUGCGUUCCACUAUACUAGGGUCAAGAAAUCCUGUGACUGCCGCUUUGGUGUUCCAUCUCAAGUUUUGCAGGCCUCCCAAGUCGCGAAAUGCAACGGGCAGUAUAUUUCAAAUGUCCUUAUGAAGGUCAAUGCGAAACUUGGAGGCACUACUGCUCGGAUUUCAUCGAAGAUUACCAAAGGGCUACCUCCAUACACCAUGAUUAUCGGAGCUGAUAUUUCCCACUCCUCCCCGGGGAGCGUUGCGCCAUCCAUGGCUGCAAUGACAGUUUCUAUGGAUCAAUUUGGUGGUCGGUAUACGGCGGCAUGCGAAACUAAUGGCGAUCAUGUUGAGAUGAUUAGCCAGGCUAACAUCAGGUCAAUGCUCUCCCCACUCUUCCGUGAGUGGUCUGCAACAAUUGGACAAGGAAGGAUUCCCCAAAAUAUCUACUAUUUCCGCGAUGGAGUAUCGGAUGGUGAAUUCCAGCAGGUCCUGCAGCAGGAAAUACCAUUUAUCAAGUCCCUCUUGAAGGAAUUCAAUAAGGGUGUGGAAUGGGGUGGGAAGGUGACUGUUGUGGUGGCCUCAAAACGCCACCAUAUUCGAGCUUUUCCUCAACCAGGGGAUAGAAAUGCCGCAGAUAAGAAUGGUAACGCUCUGCCAGGGACCUUGAUCGAGAGGGACGUGACGAGUCCUCAUGGAUGGGAUUUCUUUUUGUGGUCACAUAUUGCUUUGCAGGGCACCUCCCGUCCCGUCCACUAUCAUGUCCUUGUGGAUGAGAUGAACCACGGGCCGAAAGAUUUGGAGAAUAUGAUAUACGAGCAUUGUUACCAAUACAUGCGAUCGACUACUUCUGUAUCGCUCUUCCCCGCGGUGUAUUAUGCCCAUUUAGCAUCUAACCGGGCUCGUGCCCAUGAAAAUAUCCCUGCAAGUUCGGGUCCCCGCUCUGGGCCUCAGGUCAAACAGGGCCAAAACCCACCCCCUGCGGAGCCUCCAAGAUCCGAAGGAAGGCAGCUGCUUCCGAUCGGCGAGGGAGAUCGUUUGGCACUAAAGAUGUGGUAUAUCUGA
This is a messenger RNA of Histoplasma mississippiense, 2709 nucleotides long. RefSeq lists its product with no specific name. The record is from RefSeq and is a predicted model, not a curated record. Bases 1 to 2709 code for a protein of 902 amino acids. NCBI's taxonomy places the organism in Eukaryota, Fungi, Ascomycota, Eurotiomycetes, Onygenales, Ajellomycetaceae. The transcript is spliced from 6 exons. Gene Ontology annotation, molecular function: RNA binding; protein binding.